AUGAAUUUGAAUGGUCGCCUGAAUAAAUUUAAUGCAUAUAAGCAAGAACUACAGAAACCGAUGAAAAUAGCCAUUGGGAAUGCGAAUGAACAAGAAAAAUCAAAUUCAAAUAACUUUAAGGAGCAGCAAACCGCUUACAAACCUGAACCAGAUAUUGAUACAUCAUGUGUACCAAAAAGAUUUUGGAGAACAAGAACCCCAAUGAAUCCUGAGUGCAAAUUCUUUUUUGUAUUAGCAAAACCCGAAGGAUCUCCGAAAGGAACACGAUUUUAUUUCUUAUAUGAUGAUCCAUAUUGUUCGCUUUUUGAUUUCAACAAAAGAGAAAUUGAAAUUAUAACUACGAAUUCUCAACUUUUCUUCGAAGGUCGCUAUAUUGUAUUACGAAAUAAUAACGUUGAUAGACUAUUUUCUCUGAAAGUAGAAGAAGAACCAUUCCAUGAUGCAAUAGAAAAUACAGACUCUGAUAUCAUCAAGCAAUUUUAUAUUUUAUCAAAAAUAUGUAACGGAUAUCCAAACACUGACAAUAUGACUGUAGCUUUCUACAAUAGAACAAUUAAUACAUUGAGAUUUUUCAAGUUAGUUAGUUUUUUACCGCUACACUUGUUUGAUGACGAAAAAACAGAAUGGUAUUUGAGAGGGUGUGAUCCAUUCUUAGUAGAUCUCUUUGAUUUCUUAUGUGUUGGAUUUAUUAAAACCAUUGAUAAAAAUACUCAAAAAUUCCCAACUGAUACAUUCAUUUUCAAGUUCAUAGCAAUGACAUUUCAAAAUGAUGAUACUUUUAAGAGCAUUAUUUCUCAAGUUGGAAAAUUCAAAAUGGUUCAAGAAGGAUUUGCUUUUAAGAUGUCAACAACCAAUCCAUAUAAUGAUAGAACAAAGAUGGUACUUCAUUUACUCUAUUUAAACAUAUCAAAAGCGUUUCCAAAUACAGAUCUUCCAACUCAUUUAGUUUUUUCUGCAAUAGUUAACUCCGUACAAGCUAUUUGGCAGGUUGAUCCAACUUACAUGCAUAAAGCAGGCGAUAUUAUGGAAUUGGACGGAUUUAAACGCCGUAGAAUUCCAUUAGACCUUUGGAAUGAUUAUAUUGCAACAUUUGACAAGUUUAAGAUUCAGCCUUCUGGGUAUAUUCUUCCUACUCACAGUACUGUUACUUUUGAUUAUUUUUCAGAGAUUUUGAAAUUAACUAUGGACCACAAAGAUAAAAUGCUCAAAAUUAUAGAUACAUACAAGGAUAUAUAA
Molecule: messenger RNA, 1236 nt
Organism: Trichomonas vaginalis G3
Lineage: Eukaryota; Parabasalia; Trichomonadida; Trichomonadidae
Exons: 1
Coding region: 1-1236 (411 amino acids)
Source: RefSeq, a predicted model, not a curated record